Molecule: messenger RNA, 886 nt
Organism: Grus americana (Whooping crane)
Lineage: Eukaryota; Metazoa; Chordata; Aves; Gruiformes; Gruidae
Gene: SNORC
Product: secondary ossification center associated regulator of chondrocyte maturation
Exons: 3
Coding region: 489-857 (122 amino acids)
Biological process (GO): cartilage development
Cellular component (GO): cell periphery
Source: RefSeq, a predicted model, not a curated record
GCCCACCCUGGAAAGACCACCGUCACCGCCCUGCACGCCAAGGAGAGAGCAAAGCCCUCGAGCGGUCUGCUCGGUUUCGGGGUUAGCUGCCCCAAUGGCUCCUGUGUUAUUUCCCGUGGCGCGGGCCGGCCGGCCGGAGGGAAGGCAUUCCAGGAGCAUCCCCGCGUCCUCUGGGAAGGGCUCGCCAACAACUGCUGGUGUGUGCGCUGGCCUGGCAGGGUGACGGAUGCCUAACGGCUCGGCUGCCUAUGGGGUUUUAGGCACAAAUCUGAGAGGGUGGAGCUGCCUUCGGGAGGAGGUGUGCUCGAGAAGUCAGAGAGAGAGUCUCUGCUGGGCUUUGCACUCUCUGUCCACUUGCUGUUGUGAAGGAAAUUUUUUUUUUUUAACCUGACUGGACAAAGUUUUUAUUAUACCAGUGACAUUUCCAAGUUGUUUCGUACUUUGAAGAGUUUUGAGAAUUCCUGCCGACGCUUUUCCUGAGGGAAGCCAUGCCCUACCACAGAGUCCUUCGCCUGGUCCUGCUAACACUGUGCAGCAUCCUGGUCCCUGCUGUGCUGGCAGCAGAGUACCCGCAGGGCCCAGUCCCCACCCUCUGGAACGAGCCCCCCGAGCUGCCCUCUGGAGCCGGCCCCUUCGACGCUGCCACCACCACAGCCCGGCUUUCAGACGCCACCGCCUUCCCCCCGUACACCUCCGAGCUGGAGCCCGAGGACACCACCCACCUGCACCGGCUGGACGCCGGGGACGGCUCGCUGGGGCCCGGAGCUAUCGGUGCCAUUGUCAUCGCCUCCCUCCUGGGCACGUCUGUGCUUGUCGCCUUGGUCGUCAUCACGCUGAGGAAGUUCUCGGCCUCCUGAACUCAAUAAAAGAUUUUUCUGUAAUACAA